AUGGCAAGUGAUGACUUGAACAACAUUGCAUACAACGAAAAAUUCUUUGUAGAUUCAACUUGUGAUGAUGAUGAAACCAAACUAUCACAAAGAAAGGUUUUCAUCAACUUCAUAACAAACUCAAUUUCACAUUACACAAAUCAUGAUGUAAACAAAUUCACUCUCAAACUUUCGAACCCUCAAACUUGUAGCGACACAAUUGAGCGUUGUAUUAUUUUUGCAACGCAACGCGGGGUUAAAGAAUUAACCCUCGAUUUCUCUAAUCCCAAAUUGAAUGAAAAUAAUUUCGACAAUCACGAUGUUUUGUUUCAUUUACCAAAACAUAUUUAUCAACUCGGCUCAUCGCUCGAAUCAAUGAAAUUGUAUUCGUGUGGUUUUUCUAUGCCCGAGUAUUUUUUUAAGUUUAGUGCACUCAAAGAUGUUUCUUUGGGUUAUAUUGAAGUUAGAAUCGACACCCUCAAAACUUUGUUAUCAAGUUGUAGGACUAUUGAGAAUUUGAGUCUUGAAAAGUGUUGGAAUUUGAAACACUUUGAUUUGGGUGAUGAACCAAUUAGGUUGAAAAAAUUCGUAGUAGAUAAGUGCAAUAUAGAUUCUGAAUAUUUGAAAUUGAAUGCACCAAAUCUUAAGUAUUUUAAAUAUUGUGGAGUUGUGUUUACUUCGGAUAUAAAUCUAAGGCCACAUGUUAUUGAAGAGGCAGAUAUUGAUUUUGCCCUAGAAUCAGAAUUCUAUGAACGGGGCAAUGAAUUGUGCAAAAUAUUGCAAGAUUUAUUUCCAGCCAAGAUUCUAAGAGUUUGCAGUUAUCUACUCCAGGUUGUUCCUUCUGAAGAUGAACCAUUACGUUUACAAAGUGAGUUGAAUGUAAAACAUUUGAUAUUAAAGACCGCAAUGCAUCCUAAUGAAUUUUGCGGAUUCGAAUUCUUACUCAAUAGUUGCCCUUUCUUGGAAAAACUCACUUUGGACAUAGCACCAACACUUAUUUUUCAGGAUUAUACACCUCCCUUUGAUGAUAUGGACCUGAACAAAUUUUGGCAAAGUCGUAGAGUGAUUGCACAAUGCUUAAGAAGAAGUUUGAAGGUGGUGGAAAUAGUUGGAUCUAGAGCCACACAAGAUGAACUCAUUGCUUACUGUUUUUUUAUGCAAGCAGGGAGAGUUUUAGAACAUAUUAAUAUCAAUCUUUAUAAUCAAGAUGCUUUUCAAGAAAUGCGUCGUGGACGUGCACAACUUUUACUCAAUUCUCCAAAGGCUUCCAAAAAUUUGCAAAUAUCAAUUAAAUGA
Cicer arietinum (chickpea) is the source of this 1275-nucleotide messenger RNA. RefSeq names its product putative F-box protein At3g29830. NCBI's taxonomy places the organism in Eukaryota, Viridiplantae, Streptophyta, Magnoliopsida, Fabales, Fabaceae. The record is from RefSeq and is a predicted model, not a curated record.